UAAGUGAGUUUAAUCCCAUUAUACCAUAUGUAGUGUGAUAUUAAGCUUAAAGAGUUAUGUAUCAAGUUUGCAUUUGAUUACUCUGCUUGAUUGGUUGCAUUAAGAGCAGAGAGCUAUAAUGUGUACUUCUGAUGUUAAGCUUCCUGAAGAUGGAAUUGGGAGUCUUGUUUGUCUUAAGUUUUGAGAAUCUGAUACAUUGAAUAAAAAUUUUAGCUUGUCUACAAUCAUUUAUGAACCUCACACGUUCGUACCUGGCUCAAUUUUAUUUGAUCAUUUGCAGAAAGAAGGCAAUGACAGCUGCUGCAUUUUCUGCUGAUGGCUCUAUUUUGGCAGUUGCAGCAGAAACUGUGAUCACAUUAUGGGACCCUGAACACAACGUCCUUGUUGCUGUACUCGGAGAAAUUCAAAAGCCAAUUAGGUCUCUAUCGUUUGCUGGAAAAUCAGACUAUCUUGUGAGUGUGUCCGAAGGUUCACAACCACAGCUGUCAAUGUAGCUUGUGGUGUUGAUGCAUCAAUGUUUGCAGUUCUUGUUGUUGGGAAAUCAUGUAAUAAUGAGACAACAGUGCUUAAAGGAAGAGAUGGGGUAAUCUUAUUAUUCAAUGUCACAGAUCCACUUCCUGUGGCUACUUGGUCUGUAAGGAAGGCCAAGGGGGGAGGACUUGGUUUUAUUCAAAGCAGGCCAAGAGUUGGUUGCUACCAUUGAGGAAACAGGUGGACAUUAAUUCCUUGCUUCUUUUACUCUGUUUAUAAAGCAUGUUUUUACUAUAACUAAUUUAAUGAUUUUUGGUAUAAAGUAGGAAAACUUGGAUAUGCAUCUGUGUAUGGUGAGCUACCUGAGUUUGAGUUGAAGAGCAAGGAUGAUGAGUUGUGGGAAGCAACGGCUCCCUCGAGACCCUCGGAGAGACCGUGGGAGAGUAUAUUCAGUGGAUCAAGUCAUGAUCUUCCACCCCUCACUAAAUUAUGUUCACCUUUUUUGGAGUCCUUGCUGGAAAGGAGGACUACUACUUCUACUACUGCCAUUGUUGAAUGAUCAUUUCCAAUUAAGAAGCAACCAAUGAAUGUUGUUGCUUUGCUGAUAGUUUUGGUCAAAUUAAUUAUGAUUAGCUCAAAAUUAAGGCAAAUCCAUUUUGUUAUUGGAUUUUACAUGAUGAUGUUUUUGUACCAAUGUUUGUGAGUCACAAAAGUAAUAUAAUCUUAUGUUUCAAUUUC
Cannabis sativa is the source of this 1209-nucleotide messenger RNA. RefSeq lists its product as uncharacterized. Gene Ontology annotation, molecular function: protein binding. The transcript is spliced from 4 exons. Lineage: Eukaryota; Viridiplantae; Streptophyta; Magnoliopsida; Rosales; Cannabaceae. Bases 231 to 494 code for a protein of 87 amino acids. The record is from RefSeq and is a predicted model, not a curated record.